Molecule: messenger RNA, 1350 nt
Organism: Meloidogyne enterolobii
Lineage: Eukaryota; Metazoa; Nematoda; Chromadorea; Rhabditida; Meloidogynidae
Source: the annotation of a GenBank genome assembly
AUGGGAAUUAAAGAUUCUCAAUUGCUAUUUUACUCUGAUACUUUGGCAGCUGGGGACAGAGAAAAUGAUCCUGUUUUAGUUCACAAUUCUGCUCAAUCUGUUCAAUUUCUCAUUGACAGUGGUGUUAAUCUUUCAGAUGUUAAUCUCUGUGGCGGUCAUUCUGUGCCACGAACACAUUGGUUAUUAUCACCCAAAGAGGGUAGACCUUUGCCAGUUGGUGUUGCAAUAAUUCGGGCAUUAAAGGCAAAACUUGAGGAAUGGCGUGAUCCAGCAAAGUUUAAUGAAAAAGAACCCCGUUUAAAAAUUAAAUUAAAUCGGCAAGUUCUUGGUUUGGUUACUUGGAAUGAUUUUGUGACGGGUGUUAGAGUUCUUGAAGAAAUCGCCGGAAAAGCUGUAAUCUUAACCACUGGCGGAUUUAGCGCUGAUCGAGAGAAGGAUAAGACAUCUUUACUUUUGGAAUUCGCUCCUUCACUUCUGUCAUAUCCUACAACGAAUGGAGGGUUUGCUACUGGCGAUGGAGUCAAAAUGGCACGGGCUAUGGGUGCUGGGCUUGUUGGAAUGGAUAAAAUACAGGUUCACCCAACUGCAUUCAUUGAUCCCAAAGAUCCUGGGGCUACAACUAAAUUUCUGGCUGCAGAAGCUUUACGUGGCAAAGGCGCAAUACUUAUUAAUCAUGAAGGAAAGCGGUUCGGAAAUGAGUUGGGACGGAGAGAUGAACUUACAAAACUUAUCAUUCAACAUUGUGCUCGUCAAAAGGAAGCAGGUGAUAUGCCGAUCGCUUGGAUGUUGAUGAAUAAAGAAUCUGCCGAAUCAUUUGGAAUGCCUGCUUUUAAUUUUUAUUUCAAAAUUAAAGGCUUUUUUAAAGAAUUGCCAAAUAUUAACAGUCUCGCUACUGAACUUAAUGCUUCUGAAGAUGAUUUAAUUCAAACAAUUAAUGAUUACAAUAAUUAUGCAGAAAAACGAAAUAUUGAUAAGAACUUUAAAGAUCCUUUUGGAAAAAGCGUUUUUCCUGUUAAAUUUAACACAAACGAAUCUUUCUUUGUGGCGACAAUAGCACCUGCAAUUCACUACACUAUGGGUGGACUACAAAUUGACAAAAACGCAUUUGUGUUUAGUGAAUUUUUAUCAAAACCAUUCCAAGGUCUUUUGGCUGCUGGUGAAGUUACUGGGGGUGUACAUGGUGCAAAUCGUUUGGCUGGAAAUUCUCUUCUUGAAUGUGUUGUUUUUGGUCGUAUUGCAGGGAAAUCUGCUGCUGCUAUAGAUUAUCAAGUUUCGGCUCUUUUGGGCAAAACAAGUCAUUCUGGAAUAGGUGCAGAUGCGCAGACAAAUGAAGAAAGGCAGGAACUUUGA